AUGCCGUCGUCGUCAUCGACUGGUACUACGGCUUCGUCGAGUGCCAGCAGUGACAGUUCAUCGGUAAUAUCGGCCGGUAGUAUUGGUGGUGGUGGUGGUGGUGGUGGUUGUGAUGUGGCCGCCGUCGCCACCGUCGCCGGUAAUGGUGGCCACCAUCGGACGUAUAGCAGUUUGUUGGACAGCGAUCUCUAUCAUUCGUCGUCAUAUCGGCUGACAAAAAGCCGAAACAAGAAGAAAAAGAAGAAGAAAAAAUCUAAACGACGUUCCCGUCAGACGCGUAUCGAUAGCGGAUUACCAGCUCUGAGACAGUCAUCAUCGGCGGCAGUGGCGGCGACCACUUUGCCGAUUACCGUCGAUAGUGAUUGCGGUUUCCCAGCCYUGCCAAUGCACGCAACGGUUAGACCAUUGCGUAGUGUCUAUACGGAGGGCGAGGAGGUUSASUACUAUUGCGAAUACAAGGAUCAGUAUCUGAUUGGUAACGGUAGCCGAAAGUGUAUGAAAAGUCGAUGGUCAGGGGAUAUACCACAUUGCGUUCGGGAAUUACCGCGCCGUUGGCUGGAAACGAUCGUAGCGGUCGACAUAACCAAUCAUACGAUUACUGGGACCUAUACAUCCCAGCAGCUGUACUAUAGUAGUGGUGGUAGUACUAACUAUUGGAAAGACUAUGAUAAGUAUCAGUUGAUGACCUACUACGGGAAUCACGAUAGUGCGGGAGAGUGUCUGCACACACAAAUCAAGUCACAACGGGUACAGAAACUUCAAUGGCUUGUAGUGUUCAAGUGGCCAAUCGAGCAGAUAUAUCAAGUAAUAGUAGUGGUCAACACCGACGGUAUGAGUUCCACGAUAGAUGUCCGUCAAAACGGAUCGGUAAUCUCCGGGGUAUAUGUUGGCCCCUAUAGACAGUGUCUGGCCGAACGUGUCGAACAGGUAGACAUCUAUGAGAAACUCUACAGAUAUACCUAUAUCUGUGAACUGGUGGGCGACCCGAGCGUAAAACAGGACGAUAUUGAACACACUGAUGGUGGAGGAGGAGGAGGUGAUGCUAAAAAUAUAACCAUCGAUUUCGCUGUAAACCAGAUAACUGUAUGUGAACUACAUGUACGCGAAACUAUGUCCUACAGGCAUACCUACAAUCAUGGGAUGUGCGGCCAACCAGACAUACCGCUGUAUUCGACAUACGAACCGGUCUACGACAGUAGUGGCUCCGGUAUGUUAUAUUCGCCUAUUGGCUACACUUUUAAAUGCGAUGACGGCUUUUAUUUGGUCGGUAGCGAAAGUGUAAUUUGCGGAAACAAUCACAAAUGGGUGGACCAGUUUCCCGGUUGUGUACCAAACAAUACCUGUCCAAUAAUGCCCAAUAAAGUAAUCCAGGAUCUAUCGCUUACUGUCCACUAUAAUAAGCUGUACAGUAGCGGUAUUGAUGGCGAUACGGUUGUCGGAAUAACCGAUAGUCAGGCUAUCUAUUCGUGCGAUGAUAAACCGAUAGCACCAGCAGCUCAUAAUACUACCGGUGCUGCCGCUGGCACCCCCCGUAUGACAUUGUUUGGCGAUUCUGUACAAUUUUGUAUGCCUAAUGGCACAUGGAGUGGCGAGGAUCCAGUUUGUCUAGAUGAAAAUGAUUUUACAUUAUAUUUGGCCGAAUUAAAUGAGUUUGUUUUGACACAAAAAUCAAAACUACCCGAUUUUGCACGUCAUCAGCACCCGCCAAACGAUUGUGGUAUACCGGCCAUUCCCCGAUACUCGCGUAUAUUCAACUACGAUCCGGAUCUGAUUAACGUAUAUAUAGCUCAGUUGAAAGGCGAUAUCGAUAUCAAACCCAGUUAUCCGAAUGGUACAGUUAUUACCUAUGGGUGCGAAUCACGGUUCGACUAUAUGGCCAGCGAUUUUGAACAUCGUAUCUGUAUAGAUGGUAGGUGGACGGGCCGGCUGGGCCGAUGUUUUACGCCGGUUGGCGGUACCGAUAUUACACGUGUUAUAUCGGUACAGGAAAAUACAGGUACGGCCCGACAGUCGUAUCCGCCGAUAAACACUACGGUUAACCAUCGAUACUGGAAUUAUAUACAACACGAAAAUACCGAUUGUGUCCAAUUGGAUCUGGUAGCCGACAAACAGUUUACCUGGACAAUCUACCUGUCCCGGUCGGUUAAGAUGUCCUAUUUUGCUGUACGUUUUGGUACUGCAAAUAUAUUUCAUAAUCUGGACGAAGAUAUGUUUCAUGUGGACCGGGCAUCGAAAUUGGCCGGUGAACCCGUGCCUGUGAAAGCCGACAUUGUGACUAACGGUUAUGGUAGCGGUAAAAUUGAGUGCGAUGUGACCAAAGUGAUUGAAACCGGUAUGAACUCGGGUCUCACUCAGGUAUCGUUCAGGUGUAUGGAUGAGCAGCAAAACAGUGGAAAUAAAAAGGAAAACCAUAGACAACACUACUAUGGCUAUCGUCAGACAACUAACUUAAUCAACAUUCACAUCAAUCCCCAGGCCUUUCACCGUAGUUUUAAUAUGACUAACGAAACUACUGUCGCUUUUUGCGGACUAAUGCUGUUCGAGGCUUCCGAUAAAUGCGGAACACCUGAAGUCGUACCCAAUUCGGACGUCUAUCUGAAUCUGGAGGCCAAUUAUGUUCGCUAUCAGUGUCACGAUGGCUACAAACUGGUGGGCAACGAGUUUGUACGGUGUAGUCAUUCGGGCAAUUGGAUAGAUGACUUUCCUAAAUGUGUUUUAUACGAGUUGUGUCCAAUUGAUUCCGCCUACGGUACACUGGAGCGCAACUAUUUCAAUACGCUGGUUAUCGAUGGCCAGGAUCGGGCCGUUUUGGGAACUAUAGUCGAGUUCAGGUGCCGUUUGGAAAACCUUGAACAGGGCCGGCAUAUAAUGAUCGGUCCGCGAACGGCCAUCUGUACGAAAUCGGGUAAAUGGAGUGUAGCCGAACCUAUCUGUGCCGACGACAAAUAUUUUCAACAAUUCAAAACUAUUGCCGAUCAAUAUACUACUGGUGCCAGUAUAGCCGUACCGAUGACCAUAUUUAUAGUAUUAUUACUACUGGCAGCGGUAAUUGCUUCGGUAUUUCUAAUCUAUCGGCGCUACGGUCUGUCUAAUCGAUGGUUGAAUUGUUUGGAUUGUUGUAUCCGUCGUCGUCGGCCAACACGCCGAUCGUCGACAUUCAUCAGCUAUGGUCAGUCCAAUCUCAGGGACAGUGUUAUCAGUUUUGGCGAAACAAGUAUCGGAUCGUCGAUGAGUGUCGGCGGCGGCGGUGGUGCUAAUCUUAUUAAAAUGUAA
Messenger RNA from Oppia nitens, 3273 nucleotides. RefSeq lists its product as uncharacterized. NCBI's taxonomy places the organism in Eukaryota, Metazoa, Arthropoda, Arachnida, Sarcoptiformes, Oppiidae. The record is from RefSeq and is a predicted model, not a curated record. Bases 1 to 3273 code for a protein of 1090 amino acids. The transcript has 11 exons.